Messenger RNA from Cylas formicarius (sweet potato weevil), 1678 nucleotides. RefSeq names its product RNA-binding region-containing protein 3. Gene Ontology annotation, cellular component: U12-type spliceosomal complex. Gene Ontology annotation, biological process: mRNA splicing, via spliceosome. Lineage: Eukaryota; Metazoa; Arthropoda; Insecta; Coleoptera; Brentidae. The transcript has a single exon. Bases 147 to 1415 code for a protein of 422 amino acids. The record is from RefSeq and is a predicted model, not a curated record. Gene Ontology annotation, molecular function: U12 snRNA binding; pre-mRNA intronic binding.
CGAUUCAUCUUUUCGUCCAAAGACGUAAUAACUUCUGGCCAGGUGGUAAGUGCUAAGACCACGAUAACGAAAGAAGAGGCGCCACCGUCUAACCUCGAAUCGGCGAAUUGUUUAUUUUUAAAACCGUAUUCGGGUUUUUCGUCACGAUGGCAAUCACCGACACGCUACGCAUCAAAAACCUUCCAAAGGAGUUGUCGGAGCACCAGAAGGAGGAUUUCGCACGGCACUUCGGCGCCGUCAAAGUGAAGGUGUUGACGUCGAAAGCGAAAGAAAAAGCGGUCGUGUACGCGAAAUUCGAAUCGCCCGAGAUGGCGAGGAGCGUGAUGCACCGUCUCCAUCAGAUUUCGGUGUUGAACUCGCGCCUGUGCGUGGAGUACGCCGAAAACGGCAUCCUCCACGGCAAACCGGCGCUGAAGAAGGUCGAGGAGGCGGACGUUAGCGGCCAAAGGUUUUUCAAGACGUUUUUGAACAAGAUCAACGCUUUCAACGACUCGGCCGGGUUCCACCAGCCGCCGCCGUCGCACCUCAAGUAUAACUACCCGAAAGCGAAUCGCGCCACGAUCAAUAACAUUGCCCACGCUUUGGCGACGGUGCCUCGGUUCUACGUCCAGGUGCUGCAUCUGAUGAACAAGAUGAAUCUGCCGCCUCCGUUCGCUGUCCCGGAACCGCCGAUACGCACGAUCACGCCCUUGCAGCAGCACCAUCCGGUGGUCUCGCAGAAACCCAUCGAAAAGCGGAAAGCGUCGUCGUCGGAAUCUGAGCUGGAGAGCGACGACGAGUCCCGAAAACCCAAAGAAAUUAUACCCGAAAAACGACCCGGACCAGAGAAAAAGCCCGUGAAACGACCCAAGUUUAUCAAAGCGCCGGCGGCGGUGCGGCAAGCGCCGAAACCGCCCCCUGAGAGGGUGGAAAACGUGUUCGAGAAAACGGCGACUGUGGCGCCGCCCAAAAAAAUCGAGCUGAAAGUGACGUCGGAGUCGCUCGCGCCGGCUGUCGAAGAGCGUCGGGUGGCACCCGAACUCGACGAGCAGUCCUCGCCCGAAGACGACAAACCGUGCAUUUCGUUGGAGGAGCUCGCUGCCAAUCAGAUCACGGACCUCGCGGCGCUGCCCAUUUUUAAGAAUUACGCCCCCGGCCCGCCCACCAACAAGCUGUACAUUAAAAACUGCGCGAAGACGGUCGUCCUCCAGGACCUGGAGUACAUCUACAACAGGUACCGGGAGGAGGGAGGCGACGAGAGGCCCAGCGAGUUUAACAUCAGGCUGAUGCAGGAGGGCCGCAUGAAGGGCCAGGCGUUCGUGACCCUGGAUACGGUCGAGAUGGCCCAGAAGGCAGUGAAGGAGACCAACGGGUUCAUCCUGAAGGACAAGCCUUUGGUGGUGGUGUUCGGCAAGUCGGCCACCCUGAAGAAAUAAUAAUCGGCCUGGAGGAGCAAAGAAGGAUUCGUUAUUUGCUUUCAGAUUAUGUGUAAUUACUGUGACCAGUUGCGUUUAUUGAUAAAAUUUGAAAUUAUCCGACGGUUAAAUUUAAUUAACCCAAUAACCGAACCAAAAUUACUCGUGUUACUCCCACGACGUCGUCGGAGGCGCCAGAAACGACGGCAUCGUCCUGACGUCACUCGCACCUGUGAUUCGCGGUCUCGCAUAGCGCCCAUCAAUCAACCUCCGGCUUAUACGGC